UGCGCUUCGUUUUGUUAUUCUUGGUGGCGCGGGUGAGAUCUGGGUCUGGGGGUCGGGCUGCUCGGGUGGAGGCGCGUGCGUAGGUUAGGAGGAAGAGGAGGACGAAGAGGGCAAAGUCCCGCGUAACGUAGGUCGAAGGAGGAGCUGGUGGGUACACUAUGGCUCACAGGCUGCUGGUACGAAGGAUCUGGACACUGUCUACUAAAGAUCUCUGCCGCCUCCCAGCAUCCACCACUGUCACCACCUCCUCUUUCUCAAGCUCCCUGCGGUCGGACGAUCGGGCCUCCUUCCUCUUCGCCUCACGCGUUCUGCCUCGCUCGCUGCCUCACACCUCACGCCGAGACGCCUCCUUCAACGUUCAGGACCAGGAGGACUUCACAGAGAGGGUCAUCAACAGCGAGCUGCCGGUGCUGGUCGACUUCCACGCACAGUGGUGUGGUCCCUGUAAGAUCCUCGGGCCGAGGUUGGAGAAGGCUGUAGCCAAGCAGAAGGGCCGUGUGGCCAUGGCCAAAGUGGACAUCGAUGAUCACACUGACCUGGCUAUUGAAUACGGGGUGUCCGCAGUGCCCACAGUCAUCGCCAUGCGGGGAGGAGACGUUGUCGACCAGUUUGUGGGGGUCAAAGAUGAUGAUGAGCUGGACUCAUUUGUGAGCAAAGUCAUUGGACAAUAAAGCAGACGUUCAGCAUUCUUCUGGUGCCGUCUGUAUGAUUCUGGUAUGGUCGGCAGCCAUUAGCCACCAUUUUGAGCCUGUUUAGCAGCUGCCAGUAAACAAUCAAGCUGCAGUUCCAGCUGGCACACGGUCAAAUGCUCACACCCAUUCCUAGACGCAGUGCUUGUGUCUCACUCUGGUUUCUUUGUCUAGUGAUGGGUGUGUGCCUCACACUAGUUCACGCUGUGCUGCAUCUCUCUGCAGUUUCACUUCUCUCUCUCUAAUACUGUGACGGCUCCAUUCACAGUUGAGCCAGUGUGUAAGAAUGGAAACUACACAACUGUACUGCACUUACACUGUUUAAUAUGAGGAAUGAACAUUUAUACUUAUAGCAAUGUACAAAAUCCAACUUAAAGCUGUCAGAGGUCUGUAGUUCCUGCUUUUGUCCUUCAGGUGGCGGCGUUUCUCUGCACAGAUAUUGUCAGAACUGUGAGACAGGAAGAGAACUUUUUAUGUGUUUGUUUCUGUGUGUGUCUGUUUCCUGACUGUGGAACCUGAGUUGAGCAGGAAAGGUUUGAUUCACUUUGUCACAGAAAUGAACCCUAUAUACAGAAAAGAAGAUGUAAUAAAGAAACCAGAUGUUCUGCAUUUGAA
Messenger RNA from Monopterus albus (swamp eel), 1304 nucleotides. RefSeq names its product thioredoxin 2 (gene txn2). Bases 159 to 671 code for a protein of 170 amino acids. NCBI's taxonomy places the organism in Eukaryota, Metazoa, Chordata, Actinopteri, Synbranchiformes, Synbranchidae. Gene Ontology annotation, biological process: cell redox homeostasis. The record is from RefSeq and is a predicted model, not a curated record. The transcript is spliced from 4 exons. Gene Ontology annotation, molecular function: protein-disulfide reductase activity. Gene Ontology annotation, cellular component: mitochondrion.